Rodentolepis nana is the source of this 357-nucleotide messenger RNA. Lineage: Eukaryota; Metazoa; Platyhelminthes; Cestoda; Cyclophyllidea; Hymenolepididae. The record is from the annotation of a GenBank genome assembly.
AUGAUGCUGUUGAGUGGUGUGUUCGGUUUCGGCAUCAGCUACGUGACAACUUGGCAGAUCCAAGUGACUAGUCCUCUGACUCACAACAUAUCAGGCACUGCGAAAGCCGCCGUGCAAACAAUUAUCGCCGCACUCAUUUCAAUGCACCUCAAAUCUUUCCUCUGGUGGCUGGGUAAUGCAAUGGUUGUUGGUGGUUCCAUGGCCUACGCCCAUGUUCGACACAAACUUGCUGUGAAGGAGCAAGAUCAAUCACGUCAUAAGUUGCCAACAUAUUCCAACAAAAGUGAUAGAGAGUUAGUGGAUGUGAUUGCUGAUGGGAAUUCGUCAGAUACUGCAAGUCUACUUAAAAAUAACUAA